AAUGUAAGCGAAACAACUUCCGAUGAUUAAAGGGAAGAGUGUGAGAAACAUUGGAGUGAUAUUAUAUGAAAUUGAUUUUAAAAGAAAGUUGAUAGUUGAAUAAUUUUUUUUGAAUUUCUUAAACCAAUAUGAUCGUUCAGUUAUUGGUAGUAAUUCUUUCCGUGUUGGAAUGCACAUCUCGUGUCGUGAAGCCGCAUCGGAACUGUCACCAUAAUGUGUGUUACUUUGAAUUUAAUGUUGACUACAAAUUUACCAUGAUGUGGUAUAAUUACACAAACGUAAGGGAACCGAGUUAUAACCCCGUGAUGAUCAGAGACGGGAUUUUACAGAGAAGAGUAGCGAGCGGCACGUGCAGAGACCAGUAUAUUCCACUCACCAGAGAAGAGUUAAGGGACAAUGUUAGUGCUGGGGAUGGUAGUUACAGACUAGUAUACGCCAUCAAUGGGCAAAUUCCGGGACCAGAUAUUGUGGUGUUCGAAGAUCAAGUGGUUUCCGUCGUCGUUAGGAACGCCAUGAAGACUGAAGCGGUUAGUAUCCACUGGCACGGCUUGUUUCAACGAGGAACACCUUGGAUGGACGGACCGGAAAUGAUAUCCCAGUGUCCCAUACUACCGGGGCAAACAUUUGAAUACAGAUUCGUGGCUUCCCCCGCCGGCACUCACUGGUACCAUGGACACAGCGGCAGCCUGCGGUCUGAUGGAUUAGCCGGAGCCUUGAUCGUGUUGCCGAGACUCAAGCCACCCAUUAGUUUCGUAGAACAGCCAACCCCGGAUGUAAACGAAGAAUUCGUUGCAGUCCUGUUUGAUUGGACAAAACGCUCCUCCACAGAAGUGCUACAGGCUACUCGAGGCGGAUUUGCAGUUUUAGAUGAGUAUGACGGAUCCUGUUCCCCUAUAACAACACAUCCAGACGGAUCCGCAGUUCUGUUUCAACUCCAUGCGGGUCUUGUUAAUGGACGUGGACGAAAAUAUAUUCCUGAAAAUCCAACGAUUGCUGAGAAGCCAUACAUACCUCUGGAAACAUUUACAGUUACUCCGAACGGUUACUACAGAUUCAGAAUCAUCAACGCAGGUUUCGAUGGAGCAUUUGAGAUUUCUAUCGAUGAGCAUAUCCUGAUUAUUGUGGCUUUAGAUGGAAACGAUGUAGAACCGUACAAAUCAGAUAUUGUGGUCUUACAAGUAGGAGAAAGCGUGGAUUUUAUCAUAUUUGCCGGGCAGCCUCGAAAUAACUAUUACAUCAACUUUAUUAGCACCAUGACAAGGCUAAUCACAGGGGAAAAUAUAGUGUACCGCAAGCGUACCUUCGCUGUUCUAAAUUACCAGGGCAUAGAUGAAUAUCUGACUCCUACUGCACGGCCACGUGCUUGUUCACCGAUCUUGCCAUGUCUAGCAGUAAAUCAAGUUUAUGGCCUUUAUCCUCCUGAGACCAAUACGAUAAAUGUUCCAAUAACACGACUACGAUCAACUCCAUGGGCCUUGAGGAAACUUCCGGUCCCAAUCGUGGAACUUGGCGAUAUUAAGCAGUUGUUCUUUCUCAAUUUCAACCUUAUCCCGGGAAGGGGAUCAACAAUCAACGGUCACCAAUUUCGAAAACCAACCUCGGCUCUGCAGACCUAUCCCGGACCAGACGCCAUUGUGCCCUGUGGACCAGAUACGUGCACUGACACUGAAUGCAGAUGUACUCACCUUCUUAAACUAGAACUUGGGAAUGUAAUAGAAAUGGUUAUUUUCUCUUUCGGUACACCUAAAGUUGCUCACCCUGUUCAUCUACAUGGACAUCAUUUCCACGUCUUGAAAAUUGGAUAUCCCCCAUUUGAUCCACAGACCGGAAAUUCUACCGCACGAAAUCCAGAUAUUAGAUGUUUGAAUAAUGAUUGCACGCGGGCAACGUGGGCAGAUCCCUCUUGGGCCGAUGGAAAUAUCCCUGACUUAAAUCUUGUAAAUCCCGUAUUGAAAGACACCGUCACUGUACCGGCAAAUGGCUAUGUUAUAAUUAGGUUCAAAGCGGAUAACCCGGGAUAUUGGUUUAUGCACUGCCAUUUCACACACCACCUGGCGGAGGGAAUGAGCUUGGUGAUGCAGGAGGGGGAUAUAAAGGACAUGGCUCCAACACCUCCGAAUUUUCCUACGUGCAAUAACUUUAGGGUGGACCCAGAAAGCUGGACAUUGGCACUUAAUAGAGAAGAAGCAAAACUUGCUCUACAAGGUAUUGCUCCAAGUCACACAUCAGGUGUCGCUGUACAGGGACAAGGAAAUACGUUCAACGUCUGCGAUGUGUUUCUAGGGAUGUGCAAAGGCCCUCUGAAUAUGUUUGCCUAGCUGUGCUUCUACAAAAUGAUAAAUAAAUGUACAUAAAG
Messenger RNA from Ostrea edulis (European flat oyster), 2356 nucleotides. RefSeq lists its product as uncharacterized. Gene Ontology annotation, molecular function: oxidoreductase activity; copper ion binding. Gene Ontology annotation, biological process: iron ion transport. Gene Ontology annotation, cellular component: plasma membrane. The coding region runs from base 129 to 2318 and encodes 729 amino acids. The transcript has 15 exons. The record is from RefSeq and is a predicted model, not a curated record. NCBI's taxonomy places the organism in Eukaryota, Metazoa, Mollusca, Bivalvia, Ostreida, Ostreidae.